AUGACCCGCAACAACUCGCGCCGCUCGAAGCGUAACAGCCGGCCCAACAGCCCGACUGCCUCUUGUCCAGGCAGUCCUGUCCCGACUCCCUCUUGUCCAGGCAGCCCUGACCGGACACCCUCUCGUCCCAGCACCCCCGCCAGCCCCGUCUCCAUGAACCGCCCGAGCAGUGGUCUCACCACGUCGACGAUUAACUCGCCCACCGUUGUGGCCAACAUGUCGAGCCGCUCUGCCAACCACGUCAAGAACGAUAACACCACGGACGAAGACAACCCCAACCUCCAACUACAGGCUGCCCUCACCGCCGCCCUGGCCAGUAUGGACAUGAACAGCAACGCCGAGCUAGUCCAGACCGCCCUGGACGGGGGAAACAUGUACGACGAGUUUACGCGUCUGUUUGAUGAGGGAAUUACGCAGCUCUUUGAUGCGGCCGCGGGCGAGGAGGGGGCGGCCGAGCUCGAGGUGGCUUCAGAAGAGCUUUAUGCUGCUUACAAGGUUCAUUGUGAUGCUUUUAGCUCGUUUGACCAGGAUAAGGCUGGGGUGGUCCAGAAACUCCUUGUUGCACGCGAAAAGGAGUCGGCUGGGUUUAUGGCCAUGAUCAAGGACAAGCACGCCGCCCGUCUUCGCGAUCUCACUUCCAAGGUCCGCACCCUGCAGGAGAACGGGAUGCGCCUACAGAUGGACGUGCGUGAGUGGAAGCACCUCUGUGACAAGCUUCGUCGCGCUUAG
Molecule: messenger RNA, 729 nt
Organism: Cutaneotrichosporon cavernicola
Lineage: Eukaryota; Fungi; Basidiomycota; Tremellomycetes; Trichosporonales; Trichosporonaceae
Exons: 1
Coding region: 1-729 (242 amino acids)
Source: RefSeq, a predicted model, not a curated record